Messenger RNA from Caenorhabditis sp. 36 PRJEB53466, 1559 nucleotides. NCBI's taxonomy places the organism in Eukaryota, Metazoa, Nematoda, Chromadorea, Rhabditida, Rhabditidae. The record is from the annotation of a GenBank genome assembly.
AUGCACUCGUCGUUCUCGGAACCCAAUUCGCCACUGAAAGAAGUGCUCGGCGAGAAAUGGCAAACAGCUUCGUGCAGUGAUCUGGGCGACGAGUAUGUCAGGGUAAUCGAGAGAUUUAAUGGAAAUGAUACGAAUUCUGAAUAAAUUUUCAGCCAGGUCCGCUGGCGAAAGCUAAAUUCACCGCGUUGCGCAACAAACGGGAGGCCAUCGAUCGAUUUCUGAAACGGCAUCGAAAAGAGGACCUCAGUCUGUAUAUUGGUAUGAUUUCUGUUUGAAACUGAAUCAAAACGGACCACAUUCAGACGAACUCCGAGAUUUUGCGAUUUCCCCGGGAGGUCUCGUCGACGAUGAAUUUCGUGCCAUUAUUUGGCCAGUUUUAUCCGCGAAUUUGGUGUGCAACGACGAUUUGGGUAGGAAUUCUGUUGCUCUGAAGAGUUUUGCCAAUAAAACUGUUAUUUAGAUGACGUUUCUUCGUCGUACGAUUCGGAUUUCGAGUCAGCACAGUCGGAUUUCGAUGAGUCACCCGUUUAUGAAGUUAGAAUUUGGCUAUUCCAGCACAGAAGUAUUCGUUUUCUAGGAAAUCAGCGAACUGACAUUGGAAGAUUUGAAAGGACACAAAGAAUGGCAUCAGGUGGAACUGGAUGUGCACCGGACGCUCGCAAGAUUCCCUCCGAACAUAUCGGAAGCACAUCGGGAUGUUCUACAGACAGACCUAAUUCCAUUGAUUGUACGGGUGCUUAGUAUCAAUCCACGGUUCAAUUAUUAUCAAGGUAACCGAACAUUCUAUUUUCAUUUGAUAACAGAUCUGUUUUCAGGGUUCCACGAUAUUUGUCUGACUGUUCUUCUCGUUUGUGGACAGGAAGACGCGCUGCCCGUCUGCUCAAACCUGGCUAAAAACGGUUCAUUCAACAAUUAUCUUCUGAAAACACUCGAAAGGUCGGUCGUCCGGGAACUCGACCUUCUCUACGUAAUCCUCUCUCGCGUGGAGCCCUCGCUGGAACGAGUAAUGCGCUCCGUCGAACUGGGCACAAUGUUCGGUCUCUCGUGGCCGCUCACUUGGUUCAGCCACAGUCUCCAGCAGUACCAGCAGAUCGUCCGAUUCUUCGACGUCUUUUUGGCUUCCUCGCCGCUUCUUCCGAUCUACGUGUCAUCUGCGAUCGUCGUCUAUCGGAGAGCAAGCAUUCUUGCGUGCGAAAGGGAAAUGCCUUUCCUUCAUCGCCUCCUCACUGAAAUGCCACGAGAACUGCCGAUUGACGCCAUUAUCAAGGAUGCUGUGUAAGCAAGGUUACUCUUGAUCUCAAGAAAAUAUCUUAUUUCAGAUACUUGUCAAGACUGAUGCCGCCGUGUCUUCUGAAGACGAAGUACAUGAACGAAUAUCGGAAAAUCGUAAAAUCAUCAAUUCCGUCUUCCUUCCACAUUCACACUUCUUCCAGGUCGCGAAGCCGCCUCGAGCAUCCGUCAAAACGAUUCCCCGCUACGCCCUCCAAUUCAUGUUCGUCGCCGGAACCGUCGGAGCAGCCGCCAGUUUCUUUUUCUUCAAACAGAUCCAUCCGAUGUGA